Trametes versicolor FP-101664 SS1 is the source of this 2220-nucleotide messenger RNA. RefSeq names its product carboxylesterase. The coding region runs from base 93 to 2033 and encodes 646 amino acids. NCBI's taxonomy places the organism in Eukaryota, Fungi, Basidiomycota, Agaricomycetes, Polyporales, Polyporaceae. The record is from RefSeq and is a predicted model, not a curated record. The transcript is spliced from 5 exons.
GCUCCUUCUCCUCGUACCCCCGCACUCCCCCACCCCCGCUUCCGCGACCACUCCCGCUCCCGCGCAUUGUUUGUGCAGAGACGCAUCUCGCGAUGAUUGCCAAAACAUUCGACGCCGUGCAGGAGCCUGUCGUCCUCCACGAGGACCUCAAGACGACCUUCACCGGAAUUGUACACCCCAUCUCGACCCCUGACGCCCCCGUCCACCAGUAUCGCGGCAUCAAAUACGCGUCUGUGCCCGCACGCUUCCGCCAGUCCAAGCUCUGCACCCACUACCCCCCACAGACGGACUGCUCCCGCUUUGGGCCAAUAUGCCCCCAGCCAAAAUUCAAGAGCAUCGAGGAGGAGCUCUUCAACCUCACCGAGGACUGCAUACCCGACCAGGCGCUCAAACAAUGUGAGUUUGAGUGCCUCAACAUGAACAUCACUUGCCCUGCGGACGCAACGCCCGCCUCGCACUAUCCCGUCAUGAUCUGGAUCCACGGGGGUGCGAACCGUGGCUCUGGGUCGAACUGGAUAACGGACGCCGGUCCGCUCGUCCAGAAGAGCAUCACCGCAGGCCUGCCCGUGGUGAUCGUCUCAAUAAACUACCGCCUGGGCCUCCUGGGCUUUGCGGCCAGCCCGGCCUUGCGCGACGACAACAAGUCAGCCGGCGACGAGGGUGUGGGCAACUACGGCCUCCGGGACCAGAGACGCGCGAUGGAGUGGGUGCACCGCUACAUCCAUGCGUUCGGCGGCAACCCGACGAACGUCACGCUCUUCGGCGAAUCCACGGGCGCGGGCGACAUCCUCUGCCACCUGCACUCUGCCGCCAACGAGGUUGCGCCGCUAUUCCACCGCACCAUCAUCCAGAGCGCCAUCGUCGAUAUGGAGGUGCCGAACGUGCACCAGACGGGCUGGCAGAUGUCGAAGCUCGUGGCGCCACUGCGCGUGCAGACGAUCGACGAGCUGCGCGCGGUCGAUCCCGAGAAACUGAUCACGCUUGCCCCUGCAUUCCGUGCGACUGACGACGGCGUGUUCUUCCGCAAGUCAUGGACAGGCUCGCUAGUCAACGUCGACGAGACAGCCCGCCAUCAGCACUCGGGCGACAGCGUUGUCGUCGAACUGAGCCACCACUCACAUCACUUAAAGGUCCCCCCACAUCUGGCACACGACAAGUCGCGCUCGCACUCGCGCACGCGGCAUCCCCAACCUGCCAGCCACCAGCCGACAAUAAUCGGCGACUGCGGCGCAGAAUCUCUGCUCUGGUCUCUGCCUGCCUCGCUCUGGACGGCCGCUGGCGCGGUGAAGCGGAUACGCGCGAUCUGCCAGUCGCUGAACAAGGCUAACGUGCUGCUGCGUCUGUACGACAUCAACGCGUACACGCCCGCGGACGAGCUGCCGGAACGCCUGCUGGAGCUCAUCAACGACACGCGUUUCGCGUGGCCGACGGACCUCAUCGCUGCGAGUCUGCGGGCGGAGCGCGGCGGGCACGGCGUCUGGCGGUACGUGUUCGACCAGGAGAGCCCGUCGCGUGGGCUGCCGCACCACGCGGUGGACCUGAUGUACAUCUUCGACAACGUGCCGCUCCCGAGCCUGCCCGUGCUCUCGCCGUACGACUGCACGGAGCCGCGCGCGGACGGGUUUUUCUUCACGCCCGACUCGGACGACGAGUGCGCGAUCGCGGCGAAGAAGGCGGCGCAGACGUGCGCGGUCGCGGACGACUCGGACUCGGAGGACGACGGGCCGGGGUACGACUACGACGCGGACUGGGCGAUGCCGGUCGUGGACGACUGGACGUACGCGCGCGUGCGGAACGGGAUCCAGGAGCGGUGGCUCGCGUUCGCGCACGGGCAGGCGCCGUGGCGCGCGGAGGGCGUGUACGUGUUCGGGCCCGAGGGCGAGGUCGGCGAGCGCAGCCUGAGCAUCUUCCAGGCGAGGCGGCGGGCGCGGGUGUGGCGGGAGGCGCUGGAGCCGCUCGGGAUGGAGGUCGUGCAGAAGCUCGGUGUCGAGCUGUGCAAUGGCCCGCCUGUCGACUCGCGCUCGUAUUAUUGAGUGAGCUCGCGCGCACCUUCUUUUCUCCUUGGGUUCUCGGAUGCUGCAUUUAUGGAUAAUCUUGCAAGGUCAAGCUGCGCACUCACAUCUGGCUAUGUAUCAGUAUUUUACCAUGUUGUUGUUGUUGUCCACUACGCUAGUAUACCAUGUCAUACAUACUCAAUCACACGCACCCCAAAUAGCUUCC